This is a messenger RNA of Frankliniella occidentalis (western flower thrips), 2066 nucleotides long. RefSeq names its product BAG family molecular chaperone regulator 2. Gene Ontology annotation, biological process: protein stabilization. The record is from RefSeq and is a predicted model, not a curated record. Gene Ontology annotation, molecular function: protein-folding chaperone binding; adenyl-nucleotide exchange factor activity. The transcript is spliced from 3 exons. NCBI's taxonomy places the organism in Eukaryota, Metazoa, Arthropoda, Insecta, Thysanoptera, Thripidae. The coding region runs from base 176 to 742 and encodes 188 amino acids.
UUCCUCCCUUCCCAUAUUUAACCUCGCUCCUCCCUUCGAUUGGACAGAAACUUGUUUAUUUUGUUGCGGGGAGCACGCAGACAUUUGACAGUCCUUGCGAACCGUCAGGAACAUUUACAGGUUUCUUGGCUGCUGCAGAGAGUCCCUUUGCUCACGUGCUGGUCCAAUUAUCGCCAUGGAAAUGGAGGUAGAUUGUCAGGAUUCGAGCCCCAGGGUUUUGGUCGAGUCGGCUCCGGGGAGCCCAGAUAAAUCUUCUAAAGAGCGUAUGCUGGACAUUUUGGACAAGAUUGAACUGCGGGUCGAGCGUCUUCGACAAGAAGCCUGUCGCCUGGAGGAAGAGAAGGAUAAGGUUCUGACUACUCUUGUUGCCCUACGCAAUUCUGACAUGCUUCAAAAUCUAGGUGCUGGAGAGCGUGAAGAUGUCCUCCGUUACGCUGAUCGAGUUACUUCUAGAUGCCUGACUGUUGAGGUGCCCAUGAAAAUUGAAAGGGAUGAAGCUCAGGAGGAGUCUCUACAUGUGGUAAACAGCAUGAUAGAUGCAUUGGUGGUACAGCUUCGAGCAGACCCUGGUGGUUCUCGACAACAGUGCCUCACAUAUUUGAAUGCUUGUUCUUCCUCUGUGGAGCAGGAUGUUACUGAUAAAACCUUUGAAGCUACUGUACUGGCAUGUUCUGUUGAUGAUCAGAAACAUAUUCAAAAACGGUUGCAAGGUCUACUGAACUACAUAGACAAGAAUACCUAAAAUUGAUAGAUUUUCUUAAUCCAUUGCAUUUGGAAUAUCAUGAUCAGCUAUCUCCUUCUUUGUGAGUGCUGGACAUGUAACUGCUUUUCAAUUGCAUUUGAAAUGCUGAAAAUUCAGCUGAGCUGUUUUCUUCCAUUGUUUUAGUUCUCUAAGCUCACAAAAAGUGCUUUGCUUUUAUUUUCCAAUUUCUUAAAUAUUGUGAGAAUUAAUUUACACCAGCCUUGUUCUCAUAUUUUGUAGGGUUGUGUUAAAAGGGCUAAUCAUUGUAUUGCUAAAGAAAUAAUUCCAUUACUACAUAUCUAACUUAUUAAUAAUUUUGAGUGAUAAAUAUCAAUGACUCGUGUGAUCUUUAGCCACUAUGUUAAGAUAGUUCACCCUCUUAAUUUUCAUUGUUUGAGUGUUCUGUUUCUUUAAUUUUUUGUUAAGUUAAGUAAAACUAGGUCAAUACCCAAAUCAUUUGGUAAUGUUAGUGUUGGUAUUGGUGUUGAAUGGUAUUGCAGACCAGUUUAAAAUUUCAAUGGGUCCAAAACUCUCUUUGAAGGCAAAAAGAGAUCUUGUUUUCUCUCUUGCUCUAUGAAUAAAAAAAACCUGUAAGCUUUCAACUAAAGCACUUAUUUUGUUCUGUUUCAGGAAGCACAGACUGAUAAAUAUGGUAUUUAUAAUUGGUCAGCAAAUGGAAAUAAGAAUUUGUUUGCUCUCUGAUUGUGAAGGGAUUAAAUUUAACUCCUCUUACUAGCGAUUUAUAUUCUCUAAUAUAACUGGGAGAUUUUCUCAAUAACUGUGUUAAUAUGUGAUUUAUCUAGGUAUCUUUCUCUUUCAUUGUGAGUGUAAUUUUGAAGAUUUUUGUUCUGUGAUACCUGUGGAAGUUAGUUAAAAUGACCAUGAAGAAUUGGCCGUGGCCGUCAAGUAGGAGGGUGUUGGUUCUAGAGCAACUCAAUUUUUGUGUUCAUGUAGAAGUAGUAUAGUUUGGUGGUCCUAGUCUUUUUAUACACAGCUCAGGAAUAAGUUCCUUCUCUGAUUAAGUUGUGUUUAAUAGCGUUUGCAAUAUGUUCCGUUCGCCCACUUAUUUAUCUAGAUGAUGCAUUUCACAAGAGGCUGUAUGUAUUACAUAUCUAUUUCAUCUACCUCUCUCGUUUAUUAUGCUGACCAUCGACCAUGAUGCUGUUCUGUUUUUGAACAUGGUUGAAUUCAAUUUGUAUGGCCUUUGUUUCUAUAAGAUUAGGACUCAAUGUUGCCCUUCUUAACUGAAUUUGCAUUAAUCUUAACUUUUCUCUUUUAUGUUCAUAUUUAAUUCAUAAAAAUAAAAAUAUGAAACUUUAUUGAA